CCUACGUCAUCACAACGCGACGCCUCCCAACGCUUCUUGUUUUCUACGCAGUUACUACGCGAUGUGGAUUUAAUGGAAUUUUCCACUUAUUCUGGAUCAUCUAAAACACCAAAUCGAUUCGAUUGAAUCGUAACGAUCACUUUUUAAGCAGGAUCCGGACUCUUCAAGGGGUGAUGAGAGUUAUAUCGGCUCGUUUGAACGGUUUAAUCUGUAAAGCCUCACCUCGAGGGUGACUCCGCGCUUCGUCAGUGACUCGUUACAGCGUUCUAAUUACCGUCAGAAAUCAUCACUAAACUCUCCGUGAUGGAGUAUCACAGUGUGGGGCCCGGAGGAGUGGUGGUCACCGGGAACAAUGUGCCUGCGUUUCUGACCAAACUCUGGACGCUGGUGGAGGAUCCGGACACGGACCCGCUGAUCUGCUGGAGCCCAAAUGGCACCAGUUUCCACGUCUUCGACCAGGGCAGGUUUUCCAAAGAAGUUCUGCCGAAAUACUUCAAGCACAACAACAUGGCCAGUUUUGUCCGCCAGCUCAAUAUGUAUGGUUUUCGGAAAGUGGUCCACAUUGAGCAGGGAGGGCUGGUAAAACCAGAGAAAGACGACACAGAGUUCCAGCAUCCAUAUUUCAUCCGGGGACAGGAGCAACUUCUGGAGAAUAUUAAGAGGAAGGUGACCACGGUGUCGAAUAUUAAACAUGAGGACUACAAGUUCAGCACGGACGACGUGUCUAAAAUGAUCUCAGAUGUCCAGCACAUGAAGGGCAAGCAGGAGUCCAUGGACUCCAAAAUCAGCACCCUCAAGCAUGAGAACGAGAUGCUCUGGAGGGAAGUUGCCACUUUGAGACAGAAACACUCUCAACAACAGAAAGUCGUCAAUAAGCUCAUUCAGUUCCUGAUCACAUUAGCACGGUCCAACAGAGUUCUGGGAGUGAAACGAAAGAUGCCGCUGAUGUUGAACGACAGCAGCUCUGCUCACUCCAUGCCCAAAUUCUCUCGUCAGUACUCGCUGGAGUCUCCUGCUCCCUCCAGCACAGCUUUCACUGGAACUGGCGUCUUCAGCUCAGAAUCGCCAGUCAAGACGGGCCCAAUCAUCUCUGACAUCACUGAACUGGCCCAGUCCAGCCCUGUGGCCACAGACGAGUGGAUUGAAGACCGAACGAGCCCAUUGGUCCACAUCAAAGAAGAGCCGUCUAGCCCCGCCCACAGCCCUGAGGUGGAAGAGGUGUGUCCUGUGGAAGUAGAAGUGGGGGCUGGGUCUGAUUUGCCUGUGGACACGCCCCUUUCGCCCACAACCUUCAUAAACUCCAUCCUUCAGGAGAGCGAGCCAGUCUCCGCCCUGACUCCGCCUCCCAGCGAACAGAAGUGCUUGAGCGUCGCCUGCCUGGACAAUUAUCCUCAGAUGUCUGAGAUCUCUCGCCUUUUCUCCGGCUUCUCCACCUCAUCUCUGCACCUCCGGCCUCAUUCAGGGACGGAGCUUCAUGACCAUCUGGAGUCCAUCGACAGCGGUUUAGAAAACCUCCAGCAGAUCCUCAACGCGCAGUCCAUUAACUUCGACUCCUCUCCUCUCUUCGACAUUUUCUCUUCAGCGGCGUCUGAUGUGGAUCUGGACAGCCUGGCUAGUAUCCAAGAUCUUCUGUCACCAGAUCCAGUGAAAGAAACCGAAUCUGGUGUGGACACUGAUUCAGGCAAGCAGCUGGUCCAGUACACGUCGCAGCCCAUCGUUCUCCCCGAUCCCCUCAGCACCGACAGCAGCAGCACAGAUCUGCCCAUGCUCCUGGAGCUCCAGGAUGACUCGUAUUUCAGCUCUGAACCCACCGAAGAUCCCACCAUCGCCCUGCUCAACUUCCAGCCUGUUCCCGAAGACCCCAAACUAUCAUAGAGUACUGCUGUCAAAAAGUACCAGCUUCGGUACCAGUUGGUGCUGACAUUUUAAAGCAUCCAUUUCCUGCUAACAUUAGUCCUUAAAGCGAUAGAUCACCCAUAAAUUAAAAAUGAACUGUUCAUUUACUCGCCCUCAGGUCAUUAUUGAAGAUGUAGCUGACUUUUUUGUAUCCUUCAGUAGAACAUUGAAGAAGAUUUUAAGCUGAAUCUGCAUUCAUCAGUAAUUCAAGAUGCAUAUACAUAUAAUGCUCCUAUACAUUACUCUAAAGACUGAAUUUGGAUAAAUGUGUGCGCGCCACAACGUGUCUGGAAUAAAGCUUAUAAUACUGUAAAUGUUCAAUUUGUUGCACAGAAUGAUUGUUUCAAUUCUUAGUAUCAUCAGGAGCCACAGGGAUAGAUUGACAAACUUGUUUGCAUGCAUCUGUUUUUAAAGGAACACUCUCCUUUAUGGCAAAUAGGCUCAUUUUACAAGUCUUCUAGAGGUAAAUCGAUGUCUUACCGUUUUAUUUAUUUAUUUUUUAACAAUUCAGUCUAUCUUUGGGUUUGGCAGGAGCACUUUUAGCUUAGCUUAGCAUAAAGCAUUGAAUCGGAUUGGACCGUUAGCAUCUCGCUUAAACUAAAAUGAAAAAAAGUUUUAAAAAUGUAUCAAGUUUUGAUCAUUUACUAAUUUAAAUUUCCAUUUUUCUAGCUGGGGGUAUUUUCAGGGACUGUGUAAUAUCGUUGUGCCUGCUGCAGCCAUUGGGAUGGCAGCAAAGUUUCUUUAUUAUUACGCUGGAAAAAGUAGUUCCUAGCCGUAUUGACCUAAUAAAAACAUUUAAUUUUCUGUUAGUCUUAGUACAUGAUGUAUCUAUAAAAGAGAGAAGCUUUAAAUAGGAUAAUAGCUCUAAAUAAUUCUCUGGUCAUUUUUGAGAUGCUAAUGGUCUAAUCCAUUUUAAUGAUUUAUGCUAAGCUAAGCUAAAACAAUUAACUCCCGCCAGAACCAUAAAUUGGCUGAAUAUAUAUAUAUAUCCCUGGGUAAAACUCAACAUUUUAACUCCAGAUGACUUGUCAAAUGAGCCUAUUUCCAGAAUAAAAACAAUUAAAGUGUUGCUUUAAGCCAUGGGUCACCAAACUUGUUCCUGGAGGGCCGGUGUCCUGCAAAUUUUAGCGCCAACCCUAAUCAAACACAUCUGAACAAGCUAAUCAAGGUCUUACUUGGUAUACUUGAAACAUCCAGGCAGGUGUGUUGAGGCAAGUUGGAGCUAAACCCUGCAGGGACACCGGCCCUCCAGGACCAGGAUUGGUGACCCCUGCUUUAAGCUAAAAAAAGAAAGUAAACGUUGACACUUUCGACCAUUUCAAAGUGAUGUCGUCGUUGGUUCAUUCACAUCUCCUGUUUGUUGUCAAACUAUGUCAACAAGAGACAAUUCAAUCAUAUCUUAACGUUAAAAUGACGUCAUAACAUUUUCAAUAUGCUGACCUUUUUGGGUUCUCGGAAGCUUAUCGAAAUUAAAAAUUAAAUGUGGGAAAUACAUUAGGACCAUGAUGGUUGUUUAUACCCCUCAAAAUGGUCUUUACGAAUCACCAAGGACCACAUAUCCAGCUAAAACUCUUUUUUAAUGUUCUACUGAAGAAAGCAAACAUCACCUAUAUCUUAAAUGUCCUGAGGGUAAAUUAGCUACGAUAAAUUAACUAUAAAUGAUCAUUUUGGGUGAACUAUCCCUUUAAGGAUAUCUGAUUGGCCAUUGUGUUCGUGUACAGGUUUAUUGUUGAUUAUGUAGAUCCCCAUUAGCCACUAUCAACAUAGUGGUUACUCGUCCAAAAAAAAAAGACAAAUUUACAUUAAAUCAUCAUCAAAACAAUACAUUAAACUAAAACAAUACACUGUAAAAAAUCAUUUUGUGUUAUGAAAACAUGAAGGAAUUAAAUUUGCUUAUUAUGUUUUUACAAAUUGAAGUGGAUUGAACAUAAAAUUGUGUUGUUUUUACUCAUUUUAAAUUAGUGACGCAAUACCAAAAUCAAUUGAAAAGACACGCUUACAUUAAACCAUAACAAUAGACACUAAUUCUACCACCAAAUAAAGAUACAUCUACAGUAAGUAAGGUAUGUUGGCUGAGACUGGCUGUAAUGAUCAGCUUAUAUAUCUGCUUAUUGACAGAUCCUCUGAUUAAGCACUGCUUUCAAACACUCCAGUCAUAUCUAUUGAACAGGUAAACACAAUAGGUAUCUUUUGGUCAUUGGAUUUUCAAUUUAGGAACUGAUAUUGAAAAACAAAAAACGAGUCAUUUUUUUAAUUUUCGUUUUAAAAUUAUAAAACAAAAAUUGAAAUUCAAUGAGUUUGAAAACAAAAAUCAAAAAACGGCUCGUUUUUCUCUUUUAUAGUGAAAAACGGAAAAACAAAAUUCAAAAAUGUUUUUAGUUGUAUUUUUUAUUUUGAAUAGCAAAAAAUAAAAUCACCAGAAAAAUAACAAAAAUAAAAACAAAUACAGACUUGUUUUGUUUAUAUUUCGAAACCAGAUAAUAAUUUAUUUAUUUUAGUUUUAAAAACUAAAAUCUUUUUUUUUUUUCGUUUUUCAUUAUUAGUUCCUAAAUUGAAAAUUCAAUGACCAAAAGAUACACUGACCACAAUACCCACUCUGCAGUGUUUAAAAAUGAGAGUGAAUGUUAGCGGGAAGUGCUGGUAUUGUCACAUAUUUUAUUAAUCUGUACUAAUUGGUACCAAAUUCAGUACUUUUGACAUAACCAUCAUAGAGAGAGCAGCUUUAAUAAAGGGAUUCACGUCUGUGUGGGCUUUUAACCUGUUAUUCUCUGCAUUGUGUUCAUUUUCUGGGCAGUCGUUUAUGUAACACGUCAGGGCUGGCCAUUAACUCGCUUCACUUUUAGUCGGCAAUAGAAAAGAUUCAUGAUUUCGAGUCGAAACAUCUGAAUAAGCUUUUGUUUGUAAGCGACGUAGAUUCACUGUCAGAAAAACUCAAAAGAAAUGUGUAAUACUACAUUAUCCACCACGCUUCACUUUUAUUCAUCCGGAUUACAGCGAGAUCUGCGCAAUUCAGUCCAGCUUUACGUGCGUUUUCUGCUUCUAUACGUCUAUUAUUCUUCGAAUUUAAUUAUGCUGUGACUCUGGAUUAUCGUACUCAGUUUUCAGGAUUUCUUCGCAGUGUAAAUUGCAAGGAUUUUGAGAUUCAAAGCAAAAAACAAAAAGAAAUGUGUAUAUAAAUAUUAUAUAGGCAAAAUAUGAAUUGAUUAAAUCAGACAAACGUGGAACAAGCAUCAAAAAUCAAUGUGCAACUGUUGUCAAAGCCAUAGUUGUUCAUCACAUGACGUCCGGGGUUGAGAUGAUGCCGUGUGUUAGUUUAUAUUUAGCGCUGUUUUUGUACUAAAUCUUUGGGAAGUUCUGGACAGCCAGCGAUGCUGUGUAGAGGAUGUACGUUUGAGGAUAUAAAUAGUUUGAAGUCUGCAUUUGUUCGGGCGAAACGAAUGUGUUGACGUUCGGCAGAGAUGAGAUACACAAUCUGUGUAUUUCUAUAAUGACAGGUCAUUUUUCUGUGCAUUUUUAAGCACCCGGUGUGUACCUGGGACGGUCCGAUUAUAGAAUUUGUGCAAUAAUUCAACUCCUAACUGAUUGACGGCAACACACUGCUGCUUUUUAUUUUGAAAUCUUCGUUUCUGUUUGUUUGUUUUUUUUUUGCAUUACGGAAGUAGAGAAAAUAAUAGAUGAAUUAUAUGCACAUCCGGCUAUAUUCCAUCUAAUAAAAAUAAAUGUCACAUAAAAGUCCUCAGUAUAGGCACUAUUUUUGUUAUUAUUAUUAAACGAUAUCUGUUUUAGGACUUCUACAAGUUUCUUCUGCAUUGACGAUUUUUUUUAUUCGAAUAUUUUUGAGUGAUUUAUUUUGUUUUGUUUUGUUUUUCUGGGCUUGUUGUGCAAAUUGGAAACCAAAAGCCUGAAUUGAGCUCGUGUUUUUGAGUGUGAUUAGUACACAUGCUCUGCCCUGUAGACGUCUGUCGUUCAAACAUCUUUAUUGUUUCGGAUGGACGGAGAGAGGAACGAAUGUCAAUUCUGAUCAUUUGCAGUCAUAUUUUAGUCAUUGAAUGACUGUCAUAGCCAGAGAGACAUUAAUAUUAGACAUAAAUUAUUUUAUUACGCAUGUGAACAACACUUUGUGUAUUGGUAUGUUUCAAAUAAAAUGUUUUUGAAAGUA
Molecule: messenger RNA, 6055 nt
Organism: Danio rerio (zebrafish)
Lineage: Eukaryota; Metazoa; Chordata; Actinopteri; Cypriniformes; Danionidae
Source: RefSeq, a predicted model, not a curated record